Messenger RNA from Schistocerca cancellata (South American locust), 4955 nucleotides. RefSeq lists its product as uncharacterized. Lineage: Eukaryota; Metazoa; Arthropoda; Insecta; Orthoptera; Acrididae. Gene Ontology annotation, biological process: peptidoglycan catabolic process. The coding region runs from base 55 to 2694 and encodes 879 amino acids. Gene Ontology annotation, molecular function: N-acetylmuramoyl-L-alanine amidase activity; zinc ion binding. The record is from RefSeq and is a predicted model, not a curated record. The transcript is spliced from 8 exons.
CGGCGUCGCUCGCUUCUCGGCUUGGUUAGUGAUUCGCGCGUCGUCGUCGUUGCUAUGGCAGCAGGAGAGCUGUCACUGUUCCGAGAACAGCCGCCCUCAACCUGCAGGAGUCUGCUCGGAGGUGUGACCUCAGGCGAACAAUGUUGUAAUGCAUGUGAGAGAGUCUCUGGGAGAGACGAUGAUUUUGAUGACAGCGACAAGUCUGAUGGCGCCGAGGGCCAGGCGGACAGUUGCGAACAUUCCUCCCACUCUGUCACCAGCCGUACCACAGAGGAUCUGGACAGCUCUGAACAGCUUCAUGACAGACUCACUUGUCAGUCGAUUACUGAGCAUGUCGACCCCGGUGCAUCGCGGGAACAGGAGAGAGCAGAAGAAGGCGGCGUAAUACAGAGCGAAGGAGACGUCUUGGAGUUGCUGUCUUCUCUGUUGCACGGUGAACAGACCUUGGAGCACCUGGAAGUGUCAGAUUCACAGGCAGUCACCGUCGGCAACGUCACGUAUGUCUUGGGCGAUAUCAAGAUGAAGGAAGUGGUGCAGGAGAACACCCUUAAGCAGCAGAUGUUUGUGAAGAAGCGAGGGGAGUCUACCGACGACCAGCUACAAGUGGUGAGCCGCGAGGAGUGGCUGGCGGACCCGCCCUCGCAGCCAGUAGACAUGGUGGAGGGCCCUCUCGACCUGGUCAUCAUCAACCACACAGCCUCCCUAUCGUCCGAGACGCCGGCCUUAAACAUGAUACUGCUUCGGCGGAUACAGCUGAUGCACAUGGAGGGUAAGGGCUGGUUCGACAUCGCCUACAACUUCUUGGUGGGGAUGGAUGGCGUGGUGUACGAGGGCCGCGGCUGGGGCAUCGUCGGCAGCCACACCAAGAACUACAACGCCGUCAGCGUGGGCGUCGCCUUCAUCGGCCACUUCAUGCAGGAGCUGCCCUCCCCAGAGGCGGUCGCCUCCCUGUGGCGGCUGCUGGAGCAAGGCGUGCACCUGGGCCACCUGUCCCCAGACUACCGCAUCCUGGGAUACUGUCAGUGCCGGCCGUCGGAGAGCCCGGGCCGCGCCUUCUUCUCGCUCAUAAAGACGUGGCCCCGCUGGGCUGAAACGGCGCCGCCUCUUCCUCCAGAGGCCUCCAUCACGUACGGUUCUCAGCAAAGUGGGACGCACUCUGUACAGACAGUGGCGACCACGAUACCUGUGCGAGAUGAUGUCGAUAAUGGAAGUGUUAUGGAAGUGUUAGGAACGCCAGCAGUAGAUUAUUCAUCGGAAUUGGACAGCAUCCUCAAUCGCCAGCUAUCAGAGACAGCCAGCGAGGCCCAUAGCGUCACCUCUUCUCUUGCGGAAGAACCUCAGGUGCAAGAUAGUGUGGACCAUGACGAGGACGUCAGCGAAGAGGAUUCCGCGGACACAGAUGAGCAAGACGAGACUAGCAACGACCAGGCGUUCACUGAGGAUUGGUAUCAAGAGCGGAAGGCAGUACAUGUGUCAAAUUCACGAAAUGUUCGAGUGGGCGAAGUCGCCUACGUGGUGGGGUCACUUAACAUCAGCCAAGUUUUGCAGACACACAGUGUUGAGAAGAGCCUGUUCGUGAGCAAAGGCUGCCAAGAGAAGGAGCUACGCGUGGUGCGACGCAGCGAGUGGCGGGCGCGGCCGCCGGCGAGGCACGUGACUCCGCUGUGCAAGCCUGCCACCAAGGUCGUCCUCUGUCAUACGGAUACAGGCUGCGUCGCGGAAGCAAGGAGGGAGGCUGGGCACUUGCGGACGCUGCAGGAGGUCGCGGUGCACGGCAGGGGCCUGGAAGACAUCCACUACAACUUCCUGGUGGGCGCCAGCGGCUGCGUGUUCGAGGGCCGCGGCUGGGACGUCAGGCCCGGUCUGCCGCGCAGCUGCGACGACUCCAGCGUGGCUGUCGCCUUCGUCGGCGCACACCACGACCAUCCGCCCACCGCGCAGGCCGUGGAGGCGUUCCACCAGCUGGUAGCUCUGGGCGAGCGCGAGGGCCACCUGAGCGCGGACUGGCGCCUGCUGGCUCACUGCCAGCUCUACGACACGGACAGUCCGGGCCGCGCGCUCUACCAGCUGCUCAAGACGUGGCCGCGAUGGGCCGGCGCGCGCGGCGCAGAAAUAUUUGACCUGAAACUGGUGUCGCGAGUGCAGUGGCUGGCCAUUCCAGCCGUAGCGCCAAUCUCGAAGCUGCAGCGCCCUGUCAAGACGGUGGUCAUCUGUCACACCAGAACAAAGGAAGCUACAGGUGCGGAGGGUGAGCGCCGUCAGAUGCGCAGCCUCCAGAACUUCGAGGUGCAUUGCCGCGGGCGGGCGGACCUGCCGUUCCACUUCGUGGUGGCGCCGUCUGGCGCCGUGUACGAGGGCCGCGGCUGGGAGCUGGCGGCAGACCUCAGCCUGGGUGUAGAGGUGGACGCUCCAGAGGACUGUGGCGGCCGCUGUCUGGUCGUGGCGCUGAUGGGCACCUUCUGCAGACGCCUGCCGACGCCGACUGCGCUGCACGCCUUGGACACCCUGCUGGCGCUGGCGCAGGACCGGGGGGUCCUGGCACAGGACUACCACCUGGUGGGGCACUGCCAGCUGGCAGGCACCAUCAGCCCGGGCGGGGCGCUCUUCUCGCUCCUCAAGCAGUGGCCACACUGGACCGACCGGCCGUUUGGCGGUGAAGAUCGCGACGCUGAAGAAAGCGACCAUGUACAAUGACAGUGACUGCUCGUGUAUUGACUCAUCCUGAUUUUCUGAUUCUGCCUGAUAGAACAAACCUUUCGUGUAAAUCAUGACAAUGUAACAGUUAAUUGUAAACAAGCAGAUCGACUGCAAGGGUACUGGACAAUAGAAAACAAAGUAGCUCUUCCAGUGGUAAUAACUCUGUAGCUGAGACUGUUACAUAUACAUCUACAGGGUGUUCCAGAAAUGUUGCGAGAGACUUCUAGCGAAGGUGGGGCACAUCGCAAGGAUUGAGAUUUGCAUAGCAAUCCGUGGCUGCAGACGCUGCCAUAUGCUGCUAGGUGGUGCUCUACACAAGUUUUGGCGCCGACACUUACCGGAUUUAUAGUGCCUUGAUUGCUUUCUGUGGUGAGCCAAGAAAUGUCUCAUGUAUCGCAAACCUGUGGAGUCUGAACUGGAUCCCGUCGCACAAAUCGUCUGUGCAGCUGCUACAAUCAAAGAAACUCCCUGUGUGUUCGGUCGUGUCCGGCAGUCAGUGCUCCGUCCAUGUCUGUGUGCAUGGCGUCUGAUGGUGCGAACUUCGAGCAUCUGUUGUAACAUCAGAGCCGUAUUCAUUUCGUACACCAUGUGUACUCGUUAUGUCCAAUAAAUGUUUCAAGUGAAUCACUCUCAGAUCUUCGGCCUCUGUUGCCACUUACCCCUAAUGUUUGCGAUCAUGGGCCCUACGCAAUUCUCAAUGCUUAUCUUGUGCCCCACAUCGUCUAGAAGUGUGCUGCAACAUUUCUGGGACAUCUCGUACAUCUAGAAUUACACUCUGAAAGUUACCUAAUCGUGUGUGUUGAAGGGUCCACCUCCCCCCCCCCACACACACACAUUCACGUUCUAGUUGUGAAUGGUGGGUCAGAACGAUUGUUGGUAGGCUUCCAUGUGAACUCUAAUAUAUCUUCGUUUAUCUUCAUGGUCUUUCUGGGAGGUGUACGUGGGAGUUAGAACUAUAUUGGUUGAUUUUUCUGCGAAUGUACGCCAUCGUCAAUAUUAUGAAAAUGAUGGAUGCUACCCGCCUUACAAAAGAGACGUUGGGUCACGGAUACGAACAACUGAAAGACUGCUCUCCAUUAAGCUUUCGGCCAAAAGGCUUGUUUCGAAGUAUAAAAAACACACAAAUUCACAAAAACGUGUGUGUGUAUGCAAGAGUUAUGAUUCUGUGAAUGUGUGUGUGUUUUCUUCUACAGAAAUGGGACUUUUGGCCGUAAGUUUAAUGUAUACCAACUCAUCGUCUCCUCCACACGGUGAGUAGCAAUCUACCAUUUUCAAAAUGCUGUCGUUAAUCCAUUCUGGACUUUCCAUUGUUUAAUGUACACUUUCAGAAUUUAACAGUACACUACAUUGCAGUAUACGUCUCCUGCCUGAUAACAACUGACACUAGUCUUGACUAAGCUUCUCCGCGAUACAUUUGAUAUUACCUUAUUACAUGACGCAGUGACGAGGCGUGCUACUCUUUUUUGGGUCUUCUCUGUUUAUCACUCCUGUCUAGUAAGGGUCACAGACUGACGAUCAGUACUGAAGUAUCGGUCGAACGAGAUAUUUGUAAGCUGCCUCCUUUCUGAUUGGACUACAGUUCCUUUCUUGCAAUGAAUCUUACAAGCGUACUGUAAGAAUUUCCCCGCAUCGCUUUGAUUCGAAUUGGCAGGUUGUGUAGGGCACGACUAGAACAUGUGUGAACAGGAAGACGCAACACUCAACCGCCAAGAAAACUGAUUUCGAAAAUUUUAGGCUUCUCAUCUAAAUCUGCAGGGUACUUUCUGUUGAGCUAGAAUCACGUAAUUGGGUCAGAAGCAAGGUUUCACAGUACAAGUAAACAGAAAAAUCGGAAAAUUGUUAAUUUGUACUUAUGUCACAUAUUUAUAUAUUUUUUACCUCGAGUUAUCCUACUGUCUCUUUCUCAGGAACAGGUACAAGUAUUAAGUUGAAACUGAUGUCACAUUCCAAAGUCCAUGAUCCCUUGGCAGGGUAAAAAACUUUAACUUAUAAUUUAAUGCAAUGAAAAGAUGCGGCCAUUUACAUCACAUACUAUUUUGAGAUUCACAGAUUUACUCUUGAAAACCUAUAGCGUAUGACCAAGAAUCAUGAAAUGUGGCAAUAAGCAAGGUUUCACAGCACAAUUAAAGGAAGAAAUUAUUUUGCAAUUGAUCACAAAAGUCAUAGAAUUCCUGAAGCCAAUAUCUUUUCAGUAUCGAUAUCGACAACAGGCAAAAAUCGUCGAUAUUCUCGAUUCCCAGGAUGGAUGAACCGUAAUA